Manis pentadactyla (Chinese pangolin) is the source of this 1451-nucleotide messenger RNA. It is a transcript of the gene MDFI, whose product is annotated as MyoD family inhibitor. The record is from RefSeq and is a predicted model, not a curated record. NCBI's taxonomy places the organism in Eukaryota, Metazoa, Chordata, Mammalia, Pholidota, Manidae. Bases 260 to 1033 code for a protein of 257 amino acids. The transcript is spliced from 5 exons.
CCUCGCUCUCCAGAGCUCUCAGACAGCAGCCGGAUCCGGGCUGGCUCCGGGGCGCCAGGCCAGGCCCCCGCAGCAGGCAGCCCGGCCCCGGGAGCGGGACGCCCUCGUCCCGGCCCGGGGCCCCCUAUUCCGGCCACAGCCUCCUGGCCACUUCGCUGGGACCCCGCCGCGGUGGUGAGAACUCGGCGGGCGCCGCGGAGGCCACGGCUGUCCUGGCCACGACGGCGGCGGGUGGACCCUCGAGCGCCGUCCCGGGCCGAUGUCCCAAGUGAGCCAGCGCCCCCCUCACUGCGACGCGCCCCAUGGAGCCCCCAGCGCAGACCUCGGCCCAGGUAGGACCGGGAAUGGAGGCGAGGCCGAACCUGAGUCGGCCCAGACCCCAUCUCUUCUGCCUGGGCUGGAGGAAGUCACAGGACCCACUCACCCUGUGGAGGCAGCGCUAGAGGAGAGCUCCCUGGAGGAGGCGGCACCCCUCAUGCCCCAAGGCAAUGGCCCUGGGGCCCCCCAGGCCCUGGACAGCACUGACCUCAAUGUCCCCACAGAAGCUGUGACACGCCAGCCUCAGGGGAACCCCUUGAGCUGCACCCCACUGGUGGUGAAUGGCUCCAGCCACCCCUCGGAGCUGGGCAGCAGCAGACGGGCAGGGAAUGGCACCCUGGGUGGCCCCAAGGCCCACCGGAAGUUGCAGGCGCACCCAUCUCUCACCAGCCAGGGCAGCAGGAAGAGCAAGAGCGGCCCCAGGUCUGCCGCGCCCCAAAUCCCUCUUCAGGCACAGGACGACUGCUGCGUCCACUGCAUCCUGUCCUGCCUGUUCUGCGAGUUCCUGACGCUGUGCAACAUCGUCCUGGACUGCGCCACGUGCGGCUCGUGCAGCUCCGAGGACUCGUGCCUGUGCUGCUGCUGCGGCUCGGGCGAGUGCGCCGACUGCGACCUGCCGUGCGACCUGGACUGCGGCAUCCUGGACGCCUGCUGCGAGUCCGCCGACUGCCUGGAGAUCUGCAUGGAGUGCUGCGGGCUCUGCUUCUCCUCCUGACCGGCCGGGCCUCCGGCACCACGCCUGAGCCCCUCCCUGGCCUCUCACCGCGCCCCCCGCCCCCUCGGGCCCCAGCCGGGUGGGAAGCGGGUGCCCCGGAGCCACCCCCGCCGCGGGAGCUGGGGGCCUCGCCGGUGACCUCGCUGGGAGCCGGGCGGGGGUCCGGGACCUGCCACUCGGCGGCCGACACUGUGAAAGGCGGGGGAGGGGCGGCCGCGGGGAGGGGGCUGUGGGGGCCCCGCCUCCGGUGCCGCCUCCCCUGCCACCCCAGGCUGAGCGGACGGCACAAUGUGAAAGCGACACCCCACCCCGCCUCCGCCAAGCCCCUCGCGAGUUCCCCUUCCUGGGCUCCCGUGGGGGCCUGCCCCGUCCGGGGUGGGGGAGGGCAGGGCGGGCUGGAGGGGCAACGGCACAGGCA